AUGUCCGGAGUAGUUAUCCCCGCCGGCGGCACCUUUGUCGACACUCUGAAGAAGUCUUUUGUUGACGUCCCCAUUGACGCCGACAAUGACAACGCCAUUGGCACCACCGAGUUCUUGGAGGCCGCCGAGAGCCUGACGACCAUCUUUGACUUGCUAGGAUCGGUCGCUUUUACCCCCGUCAAGAAUGACAUUCUCGGCAACAUCAAGAAGGUCCGCGAUCGCCAACUGGCCGCCCCCGCCGAGUCCGAGACGAUCCAAGCCCUCGUCAUCAACGAGCUCAAAACCAAGAAGCACACCGCCGCUGAGGGCCUGUUGUGGCUGAUCCGCGGCCUCGAGUUCAUGUGCAUCGCCCUGUCGCAGAACAUCGCCAAAGCCACCGAGGAGCUGGCCGACUCGUUCCGCUCCGCUUACGGCGCGACCCUCAAGCCCCACCACUCCUUCAUCGUCAAGCCCGUCUUCAGCGCCGCCAUGUCGGCCGUCCCCUACCGCAAGGACUUUUACGCCAAGGUCGGCAGCGACCAGGAGAAGGUCAACACGGAGCUGGCCAAGUACCUCGCCAGCCUCGACAAGCUCAUCGGCAUCAUUAAGGGGUUCCAGGAGAGGAAGGAGGCCAAGUGGUAG
Molecule: messenger RNA, 621 nt
Organism: Pyricularia pennisetigena
Lineage: Eukaryota; Fungi; Ascomycota; Sordariomycetes; Magnaporthales; Pyriculariaceae
Exons: 4
Coding region: 1-621 (206 amino acids)
Biological process (GO): ceramide transport; intermembrane lipid transfer
Cellular component (GO): cytoplasm; membrane; cytosol
Molecular function (GO): ceramide 1-phosphate binding; ceramide 1-phosphate transfer activity
Source: RefSeq, a predicted model, not a curated record